AAGAGGCGCCAGCGCGGGUCACUCUUGACGUCAUCGCGAGGGAGGAGAGCGGGAGGGAGUGGUUUUGUCUGCUCCAUCAGUGAGACAAGAAGACACUAUUACACAAGGACACCAGACUGAUGCUGUUGCCUUGGAAACAAAGACAUGCAGAGAAGUUGAAGAACCUUCAUUGGAGCCUAUGAAUUUGUGUGUGGGUGUAUGUAUUUGUGUGUGAUGGUUUAUGACUGUGAGAGUGUGUUUGUGUGUGCGGGUCGAUGAGUCCGUGUGUGUGUGUGUGCGCGCGCGCGACGUGUGUUCACUCUGGAGGGCAAGCGGCCGAUUGGAGCCAUGAUGGGAAAGGACUACACGUUGGCCAUCAUCAUUGUCAACUGUGACGACAACAUUUGGACCGACCAGAACCUUUUGCUGGACCCGGACCUUCCCUCUGGUUGGAGGACCAUCCGUGACUCCACAGGAACCUACUACUGGCACGUGCCCACCGGCGCCACCCAGUGGCAGCACCCCCGCCUCGACGAGAAGCCGACGCUGCCGCAGCCGGACGCGCAGGCUGCACAAGGACCAGCGGGCUUCGGCGCGAUCCCGCCCGACACCAGGUCUUGGAGGUCGGACGACUCUCGUCACCAUGACAACAACUCGCAGCAGUGGUUCUCGGUGCGCUCGCUGGGCUGGCUGCAAGUGGAGGAGGACGACUUGUCGCCGGGUCGCAGCAGCCUCGUGGUGGGCAACGUUAUCCAGCAGCUGUCUGGCUGCAGCGGUCCCCCCGAGCAGACGGAUGGCUUGGGGACCUUGGGGGAGGGCCGCGAGAUGAGGCUGCUGCUGAAGCGGGACACGUUGACUCUCGUGGACCCGUUAGACCACAGCGCCUUGUACAGUCAGCCAAUCGUCAACAUCCGCGUGUGGGGGGUGGGCAGCAACAACGGCAGGGACAGGGACUUUGCCUUUGUGGCGGCCGACAAGGACAGCUGCGCGCUCAAGUGUCACGUGUUCCGCUGCGACGCCCCCGCCAAGGCCAUCGCGACCGCGCUGCAUCGCAUGUGCUCGCAGAUGAUGUCCCACCAGACGUCGCGCUCUCUCUCGACGGACAGCAUCUCGCCCGAGGACCUGCCCCGACAAGUGGACUUCGCGGAGGCGGGGCCUCAGCGCAUCCACAAGUUUGACGUCCACUACGUGGGCAACCUGCCCGUGUCCCGCGCCAUGGGCAUGGAGGUGUUAAACUUGGCCAUCGAGAGCAUCAUGAACUCCACCCGCCGCCACGAGUGGGAGGCGACUGUCAUCCAGGUGACUGACAACUUGCUGUCUGUCUUCAAGCAGCAGGAAGAAGGGGAGGAGCCAGUGUGGGCGUGUCAGGUGCGUUUCCUCAGCUUCCUGGGCGUCGGCCACGACAGCCGCACCUUCGCCGUCAUCGUGGACGGCGGCCGGCAGCGUUUCGAAUGUCACGUCUUCUGGUGCGAGCCGGACGCCGGCCUCUUGUCCGAGGCCGUCCAGGCGGCGUGCAUGGUGCGGUAUCAGAAGUGUUUGGUGGCUCAGACGCCGCCGCCCAGGAGCCGGCUCGGGCACGGCGCCGCGCCCAAGGUAAAACGCGCUAACUCCAUGGACGGCGGCGGCGGCGGCGGCGGGGUGUCGCCCCGGAAGACAAACGGAGGCCGUGGCGUUCGCAGGGGCAUGAUGGCCUUCUUCGACACCUUCCGCAACAAACAGGCCGCCGCCUCGUAACCACAAAAUGGAGGACGAUCCCAUCGGGCGAGCUGGGCUCGGACUCCCGGCUGGCCGCCUACGUGCGGUCACGCGAUCCGUGUCGUGGAUGCUCGCUGACAAAAUAAAGUUCAUGUUGCUCUGA
This is a messenger RNA of Hippocampus comes (tiger tail seahorse), 1837 nucleotides long. RefSeq names its product amyloid beta (A4) precursor protein-binding, family B, member 3 (gene apbb3). The transcript has 13 exons. The coding region runs from base 328 to 1713 and encodes 461 amino acids. The record is from RefSeq and is a predicted model, not a curated record. Gene Ontology annotation, cellular component: nucleus; cytoplasm. Gene Ontology annotation, molecular function: transcription factor binding; amyloid-beta binding. Lineage: Eukaryota; Metazoa; Chordata; Actinopteri; Syngnathiformes; Syngnathidae. Gene Ontology annotation, biological process: regulation of DNA-templated transcription.